AUACCCGGUCAGACGAAGAUGGAAGACUGCAACGUAUGUACGUGUCUUCCGGCACGUGUCUGGGCAUGUACCCGUAUGGGUUGCCGCAACAAAAGAGGAGAGAAGACGCCGCAGUUGGCCCAGAAGAAACCGCCGGCGGCCCCAGAAGGGAAAUGCUGUAUCCCCAACACAACGUACAUGGAGGAAUGUAACGUGUGUUUGUGUGCAGAAGAUGGCAUAGGUGCAUUCUGCACCCUCGUCUACUGUGGCAGAGGUUGGGAUAAAUAGCUUGCCGGUGAACAGCAUCUGCUCUUCGGAAUACCUUCCUUGGGUGCCACAGCACAGUCUCGCAACUGUUUACGCUGGACAUCAGCAGCAUCAACACCUUCCGAGUAUUCCACUUGC
Molecule: messenger RNA, 384 nt
Organism: Schistocerca cancellata (South American locust)
Lineage: Eukaryota; Metazoa; Arthropoda; Insecta; Orthoptera; Acrididae
Product: serine protease inhibitor I/II-like
Exons: 4
Coding region: 19-267 (82 amino acids)
Molecular function (GO): peptidase inhibitor activity
Source: RefSeq, a predicted model, not a curated record